UCCCUGAUAUCCCCUGGCCAAUUUAUGCCACUCCUACAGCUGUAUGUGUAACAAAUCUACUGGGCAAUUUAUUUUCAAACAGUUCUAAUGUAUCUACUUCCUCAACAGUCACUUUAUUGUAUCCACCACCCCAGUCAUUCUGAACUUGAUGACAGCAUUGAAAAUGGACUGGAAUUUUCCAGUGUAUUUCUUCCUGAUUUCUGUGCUUUUUUAUUCCUGAACUAUCUGCACAAUCACAUACACACACUACAGACAUGCCAAUCAGCCUACCAUGCAUGUCUUUGGAUUGGGAAGGAAACCGGAGUACCUGGAGGAAACCCCGGCAGCACGGGGAGAACAAACAUCAUGGCAGGAAUCAAACCCUCAACUCUGGAGAUUAUCUUGGUCAGUGAUGGCUUUCAACAUUGAUCCAAAUCCAUGGAAAGAUUUCACCCAAAAUCAAAGCACAGCCUUCGGUUACAAAGUGAUACAGAAAAACAGCUUGAGUUUGAUUGUGAGUGAUCCCUUAACCCAAAGUCGGAAUGAAAGAGGGAAAGUGUACAGCUGUGAGGUUGCACAAGAAAAAUGCUCACAAAUACCAAUGAAUGUGCCUUCUGAGGCUGUCAACAUGUCCCUUGGACUUUCAAUGACUAAAGAUCCCCAGUCUUCAAGGCUAGUGGUCUGUGGCCCAACAAUUCCCAAGGACUGUAAGCACUUUACUGCCUACAAUGGCAUGUGUUUUACAUUGGAUAACAACAAUAAUCAAUCAGGACCUAUACCAAGUACUUUGAGAGAUUGCCCACAAACAGACAUUGCUUUCUUGUUGGAUGGCUCUGGAAGUAUAAGCCAACAGGAUUUCACUACAAUGAAGAAUUUUGUUAUAAACAUGGUUAACGGCUUAAAAGACUGGGAUUUUCAGUUUGCAGUGGCACAAUAUUCUUCAAAAUUUCAAAUACACAUAAAAUUCAACAGCUUUUCAAGCACUGAUCAAAUAAGUGGGAUCAACCAGUUUGGGGGUGGUACCUACACUGCUACUGCUAUCAAAAGAGUUGUAGCUGAAUUAUUUACCAGUGAGGCAGGGGCCAGAGAAAAUGCUAACAGAGUGUUGGUGGUCAUCACUGAUGGUGAAUCACAUGACCGCAGUGAGCUGGGAAAUGCUGCUCAGAAUGCAGAGCAGAAGAAAAUUACUCGCUAUGCUAUAGGGGUCGGUAGUGCCUUUAGCUACCCAUCAGCAGAGAAUGAGUUGAAAACUAUUGCAUCGGAUCCAGAUGAUAAACAUGUGUUUAAAGUGAAUGACUUUUCUGUAUUGACGGAAAUUCGAGACACACUGAAAGAGAAUAUCAUUGCAAUUGAGGGAACCCAGACUUCAGGAGAAUCCACCAGGAUGGAAUUUGCACAGGAUGGCUUCAGUGCAGACUUUGUUUCAAAUAGUAUAAUAAUGAGUGCAGUUGGAGCGUUUCAGUGGAAAGGCGGUUAUCAGAAGUACAAUUACAGCAGAGCACCUGUAGACUCCUUUCAGAAGGGCAACAGUAAUGACAGCUAUUUAGGUUAUUCCAUGACAGUAGCAAAAAUAAACUUGCAGCAGUACAUCAUUCAGGGAGCUCCAAGAGAUACGCACAUGGGGAAAGUGAUCAUAACUGGCAAUAAAGUCUUUCAGACACUGGAUCCUCCUGAGCCUCAAAUUGGUGCCUAUUAUGGUGCUGAGUUAUGUGUGGCGGACUUGGAUUUGAACAACUUCACAGACCUUCUACUUGUUUCUGCUCCACUGCAUAAUGAGGGAGAUCAUGAAGGAAAAGUCGUGGUCUACACCUUUACAACAUCCAUGUUCCAGACUUUACAGGUAAAUCACAUACAGACACUGAAAGGAAUUCCAGGACAAAGGGGGAGGUUUGGCCUGACGUUGGCCAGCCCUGCAGAUCUAAAUGGGGACGGUCUGGCGGAUAUAGUGGUAGGAGCACCUCUAGAGGAGAAUGGCCAGGGCAGCAUCUACAUCUUUAAUGGAAGAACAGAAGACAUUGUCCCCACCUUCUCACAGAGAAUCAGAGGCUCGUCUGUGCGCCCUGGGCUGCAAUUUUUUGGUGUUUCUCUGAGUCAAUCUGCUCUGGACCAUAGUGAAGACCAGCUGCCAGAUCUUGCUGUCGGUUCCAAAGGAGCAGUCAUACUUUUAAGAUCGAGACCCAUCGUGCGCUUGUGGAACACAGUAACUUACAAUCCAUCCAAAAUCCCCACCAAUGACACUGAGUGCACGAGUCCUUUGAAUAACACAGUAAAAUUGUGUUUCACUAUGACAGGAUUAAAUACUGGCACAAAAGACUUGACUGCAAAUAUAAACUAUACAUUAAAACUUGAUGCCAAACGACAAAGCUACCGGGCCUACUUUUCACCGAAGAACCGUGUUCUAAUUGGCACGAUAUCUGUGUCGCUGGAGGAGAAGUGCAAUCAGCAUGAAUUUUUGAUAGAGGCCUGCCCCAAUGAUGCACUCAACCCAAUAUCUAAUGAGUUAGUGUAUACAUUUGAGGGUCUCCCUACUCAAAAACUUAACAAUUUACGGCCGAUGCUGCCUCCUAACACAAAGAACACCUCAGAUCAUAAUCUGGAUUUUGAAAUAAACUGUGGAACCGAUAACAUCUGCAUUGAUAAUCUCAAAGUGGAUUUUAACUUUUCUGGAUACUCAGUCAUACAAGUUGGAAUAAUGCAGGAUAUGAAUGUGACUGUCUUCAUAGAGAACAGAGGGGAAAAUUCCUACAACAGUCGAGUAAUUCUGAAAUACCCGUUUGGACUUUCCUUCAGGAGAUUCAUUACUAAACAGGGCAGACUGGAGUGUGUAUCUGUGGAUAGUGAUGAAAAAGCUGCACUGGGGGAGACGACUUGUUUCAUCAGUAAACCUAUCUUCAAGAACAAUGGCUUGGCUAUCUUCGAUGUUACAUAUAACAUAAACAAAGACAGUAACUUUGACAGGAUGUUGACGUUCACUGCAUCUGUUUCCAGUGACAAUGACAAACAUGCACCUGACAAUGAACUAUUAAAAAACAAAACCAUUGAUGUUAAAUUUGCCAUCUACAUUGCGUUGAUCAGGCACGAGAAUUCCACUAUCCACAUUAAUUUUACGGCAGGGAAAAAUGACCUUGAGAAACCAGUCCACCAAAUAUUCAAGGUGGAGAAUGAGCUCAGAGAUUUGAGUGUCGACCUUUUCAUCAGAGUACCCAUAAAAUUAGGAGUUAAGGACAUCUGGACUAAUAACAGCUUGCAGAUUCAAGACUGCAAUGCAGACAAUGAUGAGCAACCCACAAUCCGAGAUUUUGUGGCAGCUCUGCAUAAACAGCCUGAGGUGAAUUGCUCCGUAGCUGUGUGCAGAGUGUUUAAAUGUCCUGCAAAUCUCAUUAGAAAGCAGACAAAAUUCUACACCAUCUCUGGUAAUGUCAGCUCUGGAUGGAUUGAACAGACCGGAUUGCGAUCAGCAGUGUUCGAGCUGGUCAGUACAGCAACACUGGACUAUAACAAAACGACAUAUAUCUACUUCUCUGAUUCUGUAAACACUGCACCCACUGGCAAGAUUAAUACCCAGGUGGAGGUGUAUGAGGAGAAAUUCCCACUUAAGGAGACAAUUGGAGGUGUUGUAGGAGGUCUUGUGCUUCUGGCUCUUAUCACUGCAGGCCUCUACAAGGCUGGGUUCUUUAAAAGCAACUAUAAGAAGAUGUUGGAGGAAGCCAGAGCAAGGGCUAAAGGAACCGGAGAAGGCACAGGGGUAUCUAAGUGAAGAGUGAUCACUCUGCUCUACAAUUUGAACAUAAACUGCAAAGUUACGUUUUAUCUUAUGUGUGGUGUAAGGUGUCAGCGUCAGGUGUCCCUAACCCUGAGGAAAUUUUCAGGAGCACACAGUGCUAUUCCAAUUAUUUACAAAGUCCUCACUUGCAUAUGGGGGAAAGUACAUUAACAGACAUUUUGACUUUUGGUAUAAUUGGCAAUUUUCAUAGAAAUAGAAAACUUGCUUAGAACUUAUAGCGUUAACUUUCAUUAACUUUCUCUUAUAGCUGCUGCAGCUUAUAGUAAUGUUUAGACAAGCUUGACAAUGUUGGCAUGCUGUAUUCACCAACAUGCAUAUUUGAUUAUUAUUUGCUAAAUGGGUUCUGCUUGUAAGAUCUGAUAUGACAGUGUGCAAACUUUUCAUAUAAAAUGUUAUGUUACAUGCACACAGACGUCACCCUUUAAAUGGCAGAUACAGAAACGAAGAACAUGUCAGAGGCACGUAUGAACUUUAGUUAUUGAAAUGUGUUCAGACAUUGACUGGUGAUUUGAGAUCCCAUUUUAAUAACUGAAACUCAUAUUUGCUCAAAGAGUAAACCCUAUUUUGUCACAUUUUGAUGUCUAUGUUAUAAUGCUGGUUUAUUUCUUAAGAUAACUAAUGGCAUAUAACUUUCUUGUAUGGCUCAGUCAUUUUAAAAAUAUAGCCUAAUGUGUAAUGAUGGAAAUAAAAAAUAAAUACUGCAUUUGAAUGGAUAAGCCAUAGUUACAAGUUGUGGACUUUCACAGGAUUUUUCGAUUUAUUUUAAGCCCUGUAAUCAGUAAUAUAGCUUGUGAACUUCCAUUUAAUAUAUAAAGAGUUCACCUUUAAAAAAGCUCUACAUUCAAAGAUGUGGCCUCUGCAAGUCCACAUUUAUUACAUUUACUUUGCAUACAUAUUAAUAAGUGUAAUAAGAAGUAAAUAAGUCAGCAGUUGGUAUACAUUUCAGCAGGUUAAUGACAUAGAUGGCCAUAGGGCAAGCUCUGGGGCCUCAUGUUAAACACAAUGCUCUAGUAAAAUAUGCUCCAUGGUAUACUAAGUCUGUCUGCAAUUUCAUCACCCUCAGUUCUGCACUACACUGUUG
Messenger RNA from Ictalurus furcatus (blue catfish), 4844 nucleotides. Its product is annotated as integrin alpha-M-like. The record is from RefSeq and is a predicted model, not a curated record. Gene Ontology annotation, biological process: cell-matrix adhesion; cell adhesion mediated by integrin; integrin-mediated signaling pathway. The transcript has 31 exons. Lineage: Eukaryota; Metazoa; Chordata; Actinopteri; Siluriformes; Ictaluridae. Gene Ontology annotation, molecular function: integrin binding. The coding region runs from base 272 to 3736 and encodes 1154 amino acids. Gene Ontology annotation, cellular component: external side of plasma membrane; integrin complex.